Penaeus vannamei (Pacific white shrimp) is the source of this 703-nucleotide messenger RNA. The record is from RefSeq and is a predicted model, not a curated record. NCBI's taxonomy places the organism in Eukaryota, Metazoa, Arthropoda, Malacostraca, Decapoda, Penaeidae.
AUGCGCAUGAACCAGAGAGACAAAGACAAUGCCCACAGAGCAGGAGCAGCCAGCCCCUCGAGGUUCGCCGUGUUCCUGUUCGGCGCCCACGUGGCCAAGGGUCGGUGCACGUGCUGCAGCGCAUCGGCGACGGCACCCACACGGCCCAGCUGUUCCACGUCGUGGGCAAGGGGCUCAGCUGGAUCCCGACGGGCGUUGACGUGGUGGAGGACGACCUGGCCGACCGCGGGCCCCGCUCGUGCUGCGUGGGUGCGGGCGACGCGCGGCGCCGGGCCCGAGGCCGACAUCGCCCUCGACCACGUGUCCGUCCUGCGCGGGGCCUGCCACCGCGACCCCGUCCUCGACACCAACGUCACCCUCCACGCGGCGCUGGCCCACCCGCACGCCCUCGCCUUCUCCGCCGGCCCCGCCCUCACGCCCGCGCCCAAGAGGCACCUCCCGCAGGCGCAGGAGAGCGACCAGCCCGCGCGCGAGGACCAGGGCGCGUGCGAGGGCCUGGCCACCUGCACGGAGUGUGUGAGCGACGCCGCCACGACCUGCAGCUGGUGCGACAUGACCCAGACCUGCCUGAGCUCCACGACCCGCGAGGCCAAGGCGUGCCUCGACCACCUCACCGUCCACCAUAACACGAGCUCGCAGACACGCCGAGGGAAAGUUGGUGUCCUCAGCUGAUCCCUCGCCAGGAGACAGAGUCCUUGUCGCA